This is a messenger RNA of Lates calcarifer (barramundi perch), 3805 nucleotides long. Its product is annotated as zgc:103586. The record is from RefSeq and is a predicted model, not a curated record. Gene Ontology annotation, molecular function: cytidine deaminase activity; zinc ion binding. The coding region runs from base 3254 to 3661 and encodes 135 amino acids. Gene Ontology annotation, cellular component: cytosol. The transcript has 9 exons. Lineage: Eukaryota; Metazoa; Chordata; Actinopteri; Centropomidae.
UGAAGGUAAUUAUUUCUUACACUUAAAUAAAAUGAACAUAAAAUUUAAAUGAGAGUAUUACCUGUGUAUGUCAUUCAGGUUUUACUCAUGUUAUGGGGACCUAAAUGUGUUUACACAGUCAAAUUACAGGGACUUAUCCCCAUUAAAGUGAAGACAUGUUUACAGGUUAGGCAAGUGAUAGUUAUGGUUAGAAUAAGUCUCCAGAACGCGUGUGUGGUUGAUUUAGUUUUACUACACUUAUGGGGUCUGAAAACCAGCAGCUGACUACACUUGUGAGGUCCAAUAGAUUUGUGGGGAUUUAAAUGCUGUAUAAGUUUAAAUGGCUGUCUGGGAGUUGAGACUUGGUUUUAGGGUUCAGGUUAGACUUAAGUUUAGGUUAGGGUUCAGCUGUGGCGGUUGAAGUUAGAGAAAGGGGUUGGAGAAUACAUUACGUCAGUGAGUAUCUUCACAAAGACAGAUGUUCAAACAUGUGGGUGGUGUGUGUGUUCAGUGGGCUCUAUCAUCUAGCCAGAUGCCCUUUGAUACCUGCUGAUGAUGAUAUCGGUUUGUUUAAUUUAUGGCCUUUUACAAACACAAGAAAAGGCUUGGCUUAAUAAGUGCUCUGUCUGCCAAAGUACAGUAACCAACCAACUGGUUUAUGCGGUGGCAUUUCACAAAACAUAAAAACAUUUCACAUGCUUGUGUGCACAGCGACCACCUUGUAAAAGGUAACAUAAUGUAUGUGGCUGUGAUUAUAUAGCUAACUGUGGCUUUGCCCACUUUGGCCACUAACAUUAAUGUUACUGCUUUUUCUUUGCAGUGUUGGGUUUUAUCCCUUUGUAACUAGUAGGUAAUUUUAAAGGGGAUAAGGGGUGAUUUUGUUAGCAAGAAUGACCAAAACUUGUUAACCUGCCACACCUCAUGUACAUACAUAUAAGUCACGAAAUAACUCCCUAAAAAAACUUUACUUUGAUGCUGCAAAGAUGUUAUAUUAUACCAAGAUCGCCCACUGUCUCAUCUAAUCACUGCUUGUGUCUCUGUGAGUGAGGUGAACUAUCUUGUUACUGCAAAAUCUUUAUCAGCAUGGUGGUUCUUUGAUUAUGUCAACAAACCAGACAAGCAGCUGAAUCUGCUGAGUCACAGCCAACUAGAGAAUCACAGUAGUGCACUGCAACACUAAGGCACGAUAGCAACUGAGAGGUUUUCUGCUCCUUAACACCCUGUAGAGUGACCCAGUGUCAAAAUCUUGCUGUUAACUACUUCAGGUAUGCUUCCAUGGUUCGUGUUCCAAAAAAAAAUGUAAUCAAAUUACCACAAAUUAAAUGGGUAGCUCAUCUUCCAGCACAGAAGUACUGGUUGGUUUCUGGGCGCUUGGGGAAAAUACGAGGCGGCUGUGUGCGUGCACCGUAUCUGAUCACUACGUGGGUAUGGCAACAAGAUAUGUACACGAUGUACUGAGAUUUGUCAGAGCAGAGGAUAAAAAAACAUAAAAACUUGGGAUAAUAAUAGUAAUAAUAUCUCAGAAAUUUUAUUUAUUAUUUCCUAACUAAUAGCAGUAUAUUCAGUACUGUGAACUUUUUGUAUGAAGGAGCUUUUGUACUUUCAUACAGUUUCUUAAUAAUCUGAUUCUGUAUAAAUUUAAUUGUAAUUAUUCAGAAUGUACUCUGUUUUAUUUGAGAUUCAGAAAGUAAGAAUCAUGCAGGCAAUAGUUGUACUUUCACUUUCGUUGCAUUGUUUACAUUUUAAAGAAGGCACGAUGUACCACCCCACUGACAGGCUCAUCCUGUUUAGUACCAAAACAUUAGCUUGCAGAAAUCCCCAGCUGUUCCUGUAAGCCUCUGAAAGUGUACUAGUGAAGUAAUUUGAUGAAGCACUCAGGGAGAGGAAACUCAUUCAGAAGCAAUGGCAGGCAAUCCAGUGACAAUAACUGUAGGUGUUCAAUGGAGGUUUCGUCUGCAACCUACACCACCUAGACCCCCAAGACUAUCAGUUGCGGUCACAGUAGUAUUUGUUAUCCUCACUCUGGCACGAAUCAUCUUUGGUGUUGUGUAUUUCAAAGACUGCCCUCUGCAGCCCAACAUACCCAACUACCUGUUGGGGCUGGCUCUGAUACCUCUGUUAAUGAUACCAUUUGUGACCCUCCCCUUUGAGACCGAAGCAGCUCAGCCGCAGGAGUACCCCACUGGUUGCAAAGCCUGUCUGGUUUUUUUAAUAAACCUGUUUAUCUGGAUUUGGAAUCUGGCAGGUAUCGUGUGGGUCUUUUCAAUUUAUCAGCCCAACUAUGAUCCCACAGCAGCGGAUAGUCUUUACUGUAAUAAGACCCUGUACACGUUUGCUUUCUGGAACGCAGUAUAUGAGAUUUAUGGGAUUUGGGUCGUCCUGGCCAAACUCUGCAAAGGGCUGCUGUGUUACGUGAUAGCGAGACCUGCACCAACGCACAGAGACUUUUAUGGGCAUGUGUGACGCACAGAUGGAGCAUAAUUGUGCGCUUAAUGAUCUACAUUAAUCCUUGCACUUUGACUAUGAAGCUCAGUUGCUUUAUCAUUUCCUUUUUUCCUGUCUUUAUUCUGUUGUAAUUUGAUAGAUGUUGAUUCAGAGUUGGAGAAUCUUUGUUGUGCAUUUUGUAGUUUCUUUCUAAAUAUGAACCAUUAUAGGUCUUUGCAUUAAAGGGUAAGGCUGUUAUUAUUUUAUACCUGUGUUGUAUAUAGUUUAGUUAUAUAUUAUUAUCAUUUUUUGUAUGUCAAUUGCCUUAUUUGUACAUAUUAUGCAAUAUUAGAUCAAAAUUCGUCCUGUAUUUUAAAUAAAGAUGUUGAUUGAAGCUCAUAUUACAUGUAACACAAAUAUCAUAUGAAUAUAAAUAAACGUUUUCUACACUAUUGUGCAGUUUUGUCGAAACUUGGAGCCAUGGCUGAGAGUUAAUGAAAGAUUAUGGCGACUUGCUUUAUUAUUGAACGUUGGGGUGGUUUUGUUUUCUCGCGAUAAAGUUGGACAAAAAUCAUGUCCCACCUGGUCAUGACAGUGCCAAACUGGUCGAUGACGUCGCGUCUAACCAGCCAAUAACGUGAGGGUAAACAAUGCGCAUGCAGCUUUCUCAAUACCAGCUGGUCUCGUUCUUGUCUGGCAGCCGUCAGCAAACCUGGUGUCCUGACUCAAAAAAUCAAAGUGAAAACAUUAACAGGACGGUUCAUCCAUUUGUUUGUCACGUGACGGCCCCGCUGUAAAAGGUGACUCAAAACUGUCCACCACCAAAAACUGCGACCAGUCUUCAUCUGCAAUGACAGAUAAAGUUAAAGAGCUCGUCUCAAAGUGCCUACAGGCUCGGGACAUGGCAUACUGUCCAUACAGCCGGUUCCCUGUCGGUGCUGCCAUAUUAACAGCAGAUGGCGCUAUAAUCACAGGCUGUAAUGUGGAGAAUGCCUCCUAUGGUCUGACAGUGUGUGCUGAGCGGACGGCCAUCCAGAGAGCCGUUGUGGAAGGACACAGACAGUUCACAGCCAUCGCUGUUACAUGUGAUAUCAAAGACCGUUUUGUUGGGCCAUGUGGAGCAUGUCGACAGGUUCUUAUGGAGUUUGGAUCAGACUGGAUUGUAUACCUGACCAAGCCGGAUGGCUCUUACAAAGAAACCAGCCUCAGCGAACUGCUGCCUUUAGCCUUUUCUCCAGCACACCUCGAAAAGAACUGAUAAGAUAUUAGAUAUUUAAAAAAGGGACAAGAAAGACGCUUUAGUACAGCUAAUAUUAUCUCAUGAAUUGUUCUAUCACAAGUAAUACUGCAAAGUUGGUAUCAAACUUCCCAUAAAUAAACAACCUUCUUUUAUUCCCCUUAA